Messenger RNA from Aspergillus calidoustus, 1500 nucleotides. The record is from the annotation of a GenBank genome assembly. Lineage: Eukaryota; Fungi; Ascomycota; Eurotiomycetes; Eurotiales; Aspergillaceae.
AUGGCUAUCUCUCGGAAGCCCUACUUUGGGUUUACUGGUGGCUGGCUCACCUUUUGGGUCUCGCUUGCUUGUGCCACUGAUAUGACUUUGUUUGGAUAUGAUCAAGGUGUCUUUAGUGGCGUCGUCGUUACACCAGACUUCCUUGAGGUUCACGAUCUGGUUGGACCUACCAAGACGACUAUCCUCUCAACCGUCACCGCUAUCUACGAUGUCGGAUGUUUCUUGGGUGCAAUGCUUGCUUUUACAGCCGGUGAUCGCUUGGGACGAAAGAAGACCAUUCUCCUGGCUUGUGCAAUCAUGGCAAUUGGAACCGCUCUCAAGGCUUCGUCGUACAGCUUGGCUCAGAUGUUUGUGGGACGGGUAGUGCUUGGAAUCGGCAAUGGCCUGAGGUUGAACGUUGGUGGCUAUUGUAUCGUCAACUGGAUUAACUACGGCCUAUCCUUCCGGGAGGGAGGCAUCGUAUGGCGGUUGCCGAUUGCUCUGCAGCUCUUCUUUAUCGCGGUCUUGUUUGCUACAAUUCCAUGGCUCCCCGAGUCUCCAAGAUGGCUCCUGUCCCACGGGCAUGACGAAGAAGCCAUCCAGGUACUCGCAUGCAUUGAAGGGAAAGCCAUGGACGACCCAUACAUCACCACCCAGUAUGACGAGAUCAAAUACAGCAUCAACUACGAACGCGACAACGCCAUCCGCUGGCGAGACCUCAUCCGCCGCAACAAGUCUGACGGCACAAAAACCCUCCGCCGUCUAAUCCUCGGCGCAAGCACACAAGCAAUCCAGCAAUUCCAAGGCAUUAACAUCAUGAGCUACUACCUCCCAACAGUACUUAUAAACUCCGUUGGCUUCUCAAACUCCAUGUCCCGCCUCCUAACAGCCUGCAACGCAACCUCCUACUUCAUCUUCUCCUGCGUCGCCGUCACAAUGAUCGAACGCUUUGGCCGUCGCGGUCUAAUGCUCCUCUCGGGUUUUGGGCAGUUCAUUUCCUUCCUCGUCAUCACGAUCCUCCUGCGCUUCGCCACGACCAAUGAAGUAUACGGCACCGCCUCAGUGGCGUUCUUUUUCCUAUACCACGUCGCUUUUGGAAUUGGGAUGCUCGGUGUCCCAUGGCUCUAUCCGACUGAGAUCAAUUCACUUCCUAUGCGGACGAAGGGAGCGGCUGUUGCGACUGCGACGAAUUGGAUAACAAACUUUGCCAUUGUCGAAAUUACCCCAAUUGGAAUCCAGAAUAUCGGCUGGCGCUUCUGGAUCGUCUGGACCGUGCUCAACGCCGUCUUCUUACCGAUCAUCUACUUUUUCUAUCCGGAGACGGCAAACCGAACGCUCGAAGACGUCGACGCAUACUAUCGCUCCAACCCGCCUCUUAUUGUCGUCGGUGACCUCGAUGCUAUCUCGACAAAGCGGCCGCUCAAGUUCAUUCAGCGAGAAGAUGAGGAGGUGCAGAAGAGGGCGAAGGAAGCGGCGGCCGGGUACAAGGUUGAUGCGGCUUCUGUUGAACAUAUCAACUGA